Camelina sativa (false flax) is the source of this 2763-nucleotide messenger RNA. Its product is annotated as protein MICRORCHIDIA 7. Gene Ontology annotation, molecular function: ATP hydrolysis activity. NCBI's taxonomy places the organism in Eukaryota, Viridiplantae, Streptophyta, Magnoliopsida, Brassicales, Brassicaceae. Gene Ontology annotation, cellular component: nucleus. The record is from RefSeq and is a predicted model, not a curated record.
GUUGUGAUUAUGUUCUCGCCUUUACUUCUAUUCUCUCUCUCUCUCUCCCUUUCUCAAGAUUUUAGAGAACAGAGGAGAGACUCAAAUUCGUACGCUUUUUCUUUCCCCGGAAAGUUUGUUUAAUUUUGGAAAAGUAUAUAUAAUUCAGUCAGUUACACUUUGAGAGGGUUGGCAAAAGCCGAAUCGGUGGAACCAAAAACAGAAGGGAGAGAGAGAGAGAGAGAGUGUUCCGUGUCGCAAAGAUUUUAAAAAGUGUUCCUGCUUUGUCUUUUUCUCCUUCUUCAAUUCUUGUUUUCUUUUUUAAUAAUUGAAACGGCGGUUUCAUCUUCUUCCUCUUUUUUAAGUGUUUGUUUCUUCUCUUGGAUUGUUUCAUCGUUACUUAUGAUGGAUAAUAACAUUGAAGUGAAGCGAGAGAUUCCUCCACCUUCUUCUACUACUACUUCGCCGUUUGGCUUUCCCGGAAGAGAACCUGUUCCUGUUGUCGAUCUCUGUAGCAGCGAUGAUGACUCUGACAUUGGAGAUAUCGCCGGUGGGUUAGACCAAGUAUUAGGAAGACCUGACCGAAGAUAUGAUUCUGGCAACUUCGUCGGUGUGAAGAGAGCAAGAGAUACUACUUUUGGAGCUUCUUCGGAAGCUGCUGGUAGGAGUAAUGUGAAGAAGGUAACAACAGUUGAUGAGCUGGCUGUAUCGUUGCCUGAAGGAUUCGGCCAAUCGAAUCCUCCGCCGGUAAAUUUGACGCAUGCUAUUCCCGCGAAUCCGUGUAAUGUCUUCAGGCCUAUGUCUCCGCGGCCGCCGCCGCCGACGCCGUCCUCGGGCGUGUCCGGGAGGGUUGGUAGUUGUAAGCAGUUCUGGAAAGCUGGAGAUUAUGAAGGAGCACCUGGCGCUACUUGGGAUCUUUCUUCAGGUGGCUUUGAUCAUGUAAGAGUCCAUCCUAAGUUUUUACAUUCUAACGCAACUAGUCACAAAUGGGCUCUUGGAGCUUUUGCAGAGCUUUUGGACAAUGCGUUGGAUGAGGUUGCUAGUGGUGCUACUUAUGUUAAAGUAGACAUGCUUGAAAACAACAAAGCAGGAAGCAGAAUGUUAUUAAUUGAAGAUAACGGGGGUGGGAUGGAUCCUGAAAAAAUGCGACAAUGCAUGUCUUUAGGAUACUCCGCCAAAAGCAAAAUUGCAAACACCAUUGGACAAUAUGGCAAUGGAUUUAAGACUAGUACAAUGAGACUUGGAGCAGAUGUCAUUGUAUUCUCGCGUUGCCCUGGAAAAGAUGGAAAGAGCUCUACGCAGAGCAUUGGGCUCCUAUCAUAUACAUUUCUCAGGAGCACAGGAAAGGAGGACAUUGUUGUACCUAUGCUUGACUACGAAAGAAGGGACUCUGGGUGGAGUAAAAUAAUCCGGUCUUCUCUUAGUGAUUGGGUUAAAAAUGUGGAAACAAUAGUUCAAUGGUCGCCAUUCUCUAGUGAAGAAGAUCUUCUUCAUCAGUUUGAUCUGAUGAAGGAUCGUGGCACACGGAUAGUUAUAUAUAACAUGUGGGAAGAUGAUCAAGGGAUGUUAGAACUUGAUUUUGAUGCUGAUCCGCUUGAUAUUCAACUUAGAGGCGUCAAUCGGGAAGAGAAGAACAUUAAAAUGGCUUCUCAGUUUCCUAAUUCUAGGCACUUCCUGACAUACAAACACUCACUAAGGAGUUAUGUAUCGAUCCUCUACCUAAGAAUUCCACCUGGGUUUCGUAUCAUUCUACGGGGAAAAGAUGUUGAGCACCAUAGCGUUGUGAAUGACAUGAUGCAGACUGAGCAGAUCACAUAUCGACCACAGUCAGAAUCAUAUGGAGUUUGGACAGAUAUGUCUGCUAUUGUAAUGAUUGGAUUUGUGAAGGACGCAAAACAUCAUGUUGAUGUUCAAGGCUUUAAUGUCUACCACAAAAAUCGGCUCAUCAAGCCAUUUUGGAGGAUAUGGAAUGCGGCAGGCAGUGAUGGUCGUGGGGUCAUAGGUGUUCUAGAAGCUAAUUUUGUCGAGCCUGCUCAUGAUAAACAAGGGUUUGAGCGUACAACAGUUCUCUCUAGACUUGAGUCACGACUUCUUCAAAUGCAGAAGAAUUACUGGAGGAACAACUGUCACAAAAUUGGCUAUGCGCCUAGGCAUGGAAAGACUGUAAACGAUUAUUAUCACAGAGACUCAUCACCAGAAAAUUAUCCUGAGGGAUUUGCUCAAACAAGAAGCAAAACUCCUACCCCAGCUUCUGACAAGUUCUACUCUCCAAAUCAUAAAGAGGACAAUGGUGUAAAUGAUGGGAAAGAUGGUGGACAGUUGCAAGAGGAGCUGCGGCGUGAGAAAGAGCGUAGGAAGGCACUUGAAGUUGAGGUUCAAUUAGCAAGGCAAAAGAUAGAAGAAAUGAACAAAGAGCAAGCGAAUCUGAUUCAGAUAUUCUCAGAGGAAAGAGAUCGACGUGAUGGGGAGGAAGAAGUUCUGAGAAAUAAGCUAGAGGAAGCGUCGAACACGAUUGAUGAUCUGUUGAAUAAGAUUAAAAAGCUGGAGGGAUCUAGAGGUCCGAACUGGAGACAUUGAACUUGCAUAUAUGGGGAGGUUAGAUUACGACAAAAGGUAUAUCUUGUGUAAACCAAUUUGAUUAAUAAGGCUUCUCUAGCAUCUCCAUUAAAUUUGUGACUCGACCUGGUCUGGUUGGGUUGGAUACCAUGUUGUAAAUUAGUGUUAUUGAUAGGAAAUUUGUAACAUCUAUAAAUGUUUUUGACCUUUGAUUGAUUUAUUUUUCCC